CUGUAAGAAUUUAGGUUCGCCGUAACAACCGAAAGAUGGUCUCGAUCAUAAAAAACCAGCUGCUGAAACACCUGUCGAGGUUCACCAAGAAUUUAUCCGCCGACAAGAUAAACCUGAGCACAUUCAAAGGCGAAGGAGAGCUGUCUAAUCUAGAACUCGAUGAAAUAGUCCUCACGGAUCUACUAGAGCUGCCAUCGUGGUUAAGACUUACUAACGCCUGGUGCAAUAAAGUUUCAUUUCGCAUACAAUGGACCAAACUGAAAAGUGUUCCUAUUUUUUUGAGUUUGGAUGAGGUUCACAUUGACGUAGAAACAUGUGAGGAUCUGAGAAGCAUGUCUUCCCCGCAGGGUAUAUCAUCGUACGCUGGACCUGCGAAGUAUUCUUUUAUACAUAAAGUAAUCGAUGGAAUUACAGUGACCGUCAACACUGUGCUGGUUACAUUUAAAAGUCCCGCGUUUAUUGCCUCGGUCCAGAUGAACCGGAUUAUAGUAGAAUCUAAAUCGGCUACAUGGCAGCGUUGCGAUCUCAGAACCACUAGAGUAAAGGAUCCCGAUCGAGGGCAGUUACUUAUCUUCAAAGAGUUAGAAUGGCAGACCGUUAGGAUAGAAGCCCAAAGUACCAAGGAUCAAAAUCUGACGCCGCUCCGUUUACUUACGAACCAAGCGAGAUGUCGAAUUACAAUAAAGAAAAGAAUAUCAGAUUGUUUCGUCAUGGGCUCCAGAUUGGUAAUUAUCUUGGACGAUCUUCUGUGGGUGCUGACAGACUCGCAGCUAAAAGCUGCGCUCCAUUUUCUCGACUCUUUGGCUGGCCUUAUCGAAAAAGCCACCGUUCUCGAGCGGAAGACAAAAGCUGCUAGGAAACUAGAGGUUUCACCAGAGAACCAGGCGCAGGUGUCGCAGCAAAGCAGAACGAAAAAUCAGUGCAAUACAGCGAUUUCAAAAAUAUUUACCAGAUACGAUGUCGUAGAGACGUCGUAUCACUUUCUCUCGCAACGCAUCGAUCUUCACUUAUGCGACGACGCUGGUGGAGGCAGGUCGUUGCAUCCUGAUCUGAAGGACGGCGGUGCGCUACAAAUUUCGUUAGUUAGAUUUCAAAUUGAUUAUUAUCCGUAUCAUCUGGCGAUGGCGGACAGAAAGCAUUGGGCCAAAUACAGGGAGAACGCCACACCUCACAACCAAUGGUUGCAGCAGUCGUUGAGCUCGUUCAGAAGUCAGUUUAUGGAUCUUAUCGAUUCUGGGAGGACACAACAUUCUCCUUUAACGAGAAGUCAAGGGAACGUAACAGGAAGUGGUACGAAAGGCUCCAGGGAGCAUUUGGAAAAGACUAAUCAGCCACCAAACCCAAGUGUCACGCCAUCUGAACAAAAAAAGUCUCAGCAUCCCAGCGGAAAUCCUGUGAAAAAUUACGUUUUGGAGCAGCUUGCCAAACUAAUGACGACGUGCAUUAUUAUCAGGAUCGAUGACUUUACUUUGUACAAAGUGACAACAACGUCGCGUAAUCCAAUGCCAAAAGAAUUCAUCUCAGCUCAAACCAGGAAAAAACAUACACCAGGGGAUCGUGACAGAUUUAGUCUUCCAGAAGACGUAACAAUAGUUCAUGCAGAGUUUACUUAUUACUACUAUCCAGGAGAUAUCACUUUUCCCUUGCCGCCGCCCAAGUUUUAUGUGCAGCUCAAUCCCAUUCAAGUAAAUUUUGACGUCUGCUCGUGCCUAUGGUUUAAUUCUUUCGCAUUGAAUCUUUAUCAUUCUCUUAUGGGAAAAGACAAGCAGCUGAGCUCUACGCGUUUAAUGUACUUCGAUGUAAAAAUAGAGGCUAUACUUCCAAGAAUAGUCUUCGAAAGUCAGCAGGAUUACCCAAACCAGAAAGACAGACCCAAGUCUCUGCAUCUUCAAACUUCUAGAGCAUCUAUAACGAAUGUGCGAUCGACAGAGAGAUCCUCGCGGGCGGAUUUGGCGCAGUGCCUCAACGCGUUUCAGAUGGGACAGAUGUUCUUUGGCGCAGAGUUCCCCAGUAAAUCGGGCGAUUUUCACGCAGUGACGGAUAAAUUUCUAACGCAUUGCGCAGGCACCGAUAAUAUCAGGCAAAUACCGCCAAAUUUCAGCAGCAAUUCCGUAAACGAGUUGCUGCGCCAGCUGAAUAGAGAACUCUUGUGGACGGAGGCGAAGGACGUGUGGUGCUGCAACUUGGAGCCUGUCUGGGGAGAUUUUUUCGGAGCACGAGCCGUCGGGCAGAAUCGGCCCGUGCCGUUUCUGGACGCGUUCCCUCUAACGCUGUGGUGCCACUUCACCGCGGACUCGUUAUCCGCCACGGAGAAGCCUUCGGCGGCCGACAUUCACGGGCUGGCGUACAUAAGCAAUUUAGUUAGCGUACAGAUAAAUCAUUAUCAGUAUCUGUUCUUACUGAGAUUGGCGGAGAUACUCUCCACCGAGAUGGCCACGUACUUGGCCGUGGACUCGAACAAGAUCCUGAGAGUCGAGAGCGGCGGAUCGGUGAUCAUAGGCGCGUUGAUACCGCAGGUGGAGGUGACGUUUGUCAUGCCGUCGCACACGCCCGGCAAAGAGAAUUCCGGCGGCGACCUGGAGUCCGUCGUGCCCGACUCUUCCAGCAUAGCGGACGAAUUCGUCGGCUCGUCCACGGUCUGGCACACCAGCACGGUGAGCGCGCGCGUCGACUUCAGCGCCAAGAGAAUGAACACGAGCAACGACGUGGAGACACCUCAGAGCGAGGCGUCGUCGAUGCUGUCGAUGGAUUACUCGCACUCUGCUCCGACGCAACCGGUCGUCACUUUCAAGCAGAACGGCACGAAGAAGGGUGACCAGGAGGGCCCGACGAACGCGAUGUGGUGCAUACCCGAGAGAGAGAGCAGCGGGCCGCAGUACGUGAUGCCGUUGGGCAAUACGAGCGACGAGAAGAAGCACGCAACGGAGAAGCACAGCAAGUUGGACACACCCUUCAUUCCGAACAACUUCAACGUCAAUCUCUCGUCUGUGAAGAAGGGAUUCAGCAACUUAAUGACGUCGAUCGACUCGGCCUUGAAGGCCUCCCCGGAAGACGGUAGUAGCGACACGGUGUCCAUGAGAAGCGACGUUAGCUCGGACAGCGAGAAUUACGUUUUGGUGAGCCUCCAAGAUCAAGGGAAGAUCGACGCGGUGUUCGGCAUCGAUAACUCGAUUAGGGUCGCGGCCGUGGAAGAAGCGACCGAAGUUGUAGAAGAAACGCCGGACACGCAGAGUGAGAAGUCUAUGGACAGCGUGUGCAAAAGGAAGGACAUAGUCUCCAUGGCGACGUUCAAGCUGUCGAAGGUCGAAUUUAUACAGCAGUCUUGCGAUUACGCUUCCGUCAUCAAGAUUCAGGUUUCCAACAUUGACAAUGACGAAUGCUCGUCUAUUCCUUGGGACGAAUUUCAGGUCAAGAGAAAGACCAAGUUCAGUUCGCGGUCUCGAGGCUGGAUAGAAUUACCGUCCGAUUCUGACUGCAGAUCACGUAUUAAGCUACGUUUGGAUCACUGCUUGAAAAAUCCGGACGACUCCCGCAGGCUCUCGGACGCCAGUCAAAGAGACUUGAGCGACAGUAACAGGCGUGCAUCUCAGGAUCGCGCCAGAUUGUCCGAGCAAGAUGCGUCGCGUACAUCCGGCAUUAAUGUGCACGACAAGGAGGGCGUUAUGAGUCUGUUUGAGGACAAGCUUGAGAUGAGAGUCGCUAACGUGGGAAUGUCAUUGUCGAUGAGCUCGGUGACGGGUUUAGCGGAUUUAGCGGAGGACGAGAUCAUACCUAAACCAAUUCCUAUGCAGAUAUACUUAGAGAAUAUAUCAUUACGUUUAAACGAGGAUCGUCCGCCAAAUAACAUAACUUCCCCGGGCCCGAUCCCGAUAGAUUUGAACAUCUCCAAACUCAGGAUAGCGCGGGACAUGAGCGGCGUUUUUCACAUCGAGCCCGUCGUAACUGCAGUAAACGAGAGCCAUUCAAAUACGGCGUUAUCGAAUGACAGCAGUUACACACUUAAGAAUGCCGAGUGCGAGAAGGAAUUGAAAGCUCUAAGACAAUCCAGUAAGCAGCUGAAAUUGGAUAACGAAGAAUUGAGACGUCGCAUGGGAGCUUUGGACAGAUUGUCGGAAGAAAAUGCAAGAUUAAUGCGCACGAAAGAAGAAUCGGAUUUAAUAAAGUCUCGUUUGAGCGCGGCGGAAGAUGACAUUGCGAGUCUUCUUGAAGAAAAGAGACUCUUGCACGAAACUAUUUCGGAGCUGCGAAAUCAAAGACUGGAAGACGGUCCUGGAGGUAGUAAUAGAGCUUCGUGGUCUAUUAAGAGAUAGCAUACCAGUUGUUUUGAUUGCUCCAAAUGUUGCAGUUCUAGUAAGUCCUAAUCAGUUACGUUUUCUAUAAUGCAAAAGAUUUCUUUUGACAAGUUUAGGAUCUUUUUUAUAUAAGGUAAAGAGAUUUUUAGUUUGUUUAAAUAAAGUGAUUAUCGUUAACGAUAUAAUUUUUAACCUUACACAUGUGAGUUAAUGAGGAUUAGAACGAUUUAAAUUUAAAUUGUUUCGGAAACACUAUCAGGUCUAUAAUUGUACUUUAAGACAUAUUAGUCCCGUCUGCCGUAAUUAUGCUAGUAACUGCCGUUUAGGUCUUUUGCUUGGAAUGUCGAACACAGUGAUAAGAAUCGUGUAGGUGCGUAUACGAAUGCGUAUGCAAAUUUAAAUGAGAAAAUAUCAACUUUCUUACCGUGAUCGAGGUGAUAAUAAAUUGCUAUAUCAACCCGUUUUCUGUUUCACUGUGAAAUUAGUGAUUGGUCGUACGAAUUUUCGAUAAGUGCUAUUUCGCUUGUGUGUCAGCAGUUUAUGCGUAAUGUGGUUGAAGGUUGUGUACGACCACUUUUAUUAUAUUAUGCACAGUUUCGGUUGUAAAUGUAUGUAGAGAUAAGUAACAAAUAUUUUGUCUAUACAUACAAACUUACAUGGUACACAUAUCCUUCUGAAAACGAAAGAGUGAUCUUAAAAUACGAUAAAGACGUAGACAAAUGAAGAAAACGAUGUAUUUAGAACUGGAUUGAUAUCUAUGUUAAUACAAAUGUGCUAGAUAUCUUUCUCUCUAUUUUAAGAUGGAAAUUGAAAUCUACUUGAACAGUAUACUUGCAUAUUUGUGCAUAAAAGUAUUGUGCAUAUACUUAUGAAAUAUGUUUGUAUCAGGACUUUAGGAGGAUGUGUACGUACAUGUACGGAAUAAGCAAGUGCACUAGUCAGUAUAUCACAAUUUAGGCGUAUUGGUUGAUUCUACAAUUGGUAAUAGUUUUAUAUUUUGCUUUCUGUGGAUAUAACGAUCUGAGAGCAUUCUGUGAGGCACAAUGAUUUAAAACAAACGAUUGUAACUUACAAUAGUAAUAUGCUAGUUGAGCCUACGGACUUUAAAUAAGAAUUGUGACCUGGUGGUAUCGCAUUACAUCGUAAUUUUAUAUUGACUGAUUUAAUGAUUCAUCGAAUGAUGAAAAUUAUAAAUAAUAAUACAGUGAUGUGGGACGUUUCAAUAAGACUGUAUAAAAUUCGAAGAUGUUGGUCUAUAGUAGUCGCUCUAGAGUCCUCCUUGAGAGAUAAUUUAUAUGAACGUUAGAAACGGCAAAUUGAAUCGAUGAACUUUUAGAAUGGAGAAAUUGUGAAAUACGAAUUGCGAAUGAUGAUCCCUUUAACAGAACCUGUUUUUCAGUUUACAAUCAGUCCCGAUAAUGUUGUAGCUUCCUUAGAGUUUGAUUUCGAUAGAUUUAAUUUUUACGACGGAUUGCUGGUCGAUCCUACAUAUAUGGAAAGUAUUUUUUUAUUGCGUACGAAUACAUGAUGCGAUUGAAAUUUGUUUCAUAAUGUAAAAUUCUGCUCUUAAUAUACACAAUUUCGCGUAUCAUAGAAGAUACGCCAUUUAGAUAGAUUUCCAUUUAGAUGCGGCUUCGAACGGUGCGUUCCCUUGGCAAAUAUUCUCUGUAGAUAGACGAAUACAAAUGAUCGCGAUCAACUACGCGACGACGCAAUUGCUUGAGAUGGUUCGGUGCAAUAAGAUAAAAUUAUGUAAUAUUUGACUAGCGAACGCAAGGAGUGAAGGUAGCGUAAUAUAUGUAGGCUUAGAGAAGGAUGAAAGGUAAAAGUUGAAGUUUUUGUUACUUUCAGAUAUACGGAUAAGCUUUUUAUAAUGCACAUAUCAUACCUACAAUGAAGGAUUUGCUUAAAUGUGUAACACAUUUAUAUGGUCUGAUAACAUUUUGUAUUGCAAGAACAUAUUUUCCUUGCAGUUUAAUUGUAUCGAUGUCCAUUAUCUUUCAAGUCUGAUUUAGCUCAACUUCCUAAAGUUUGUUCACAGUUCCUUUCCCGAAGAACUAAUUACUUUACAUUAAUACAAGCAUAUUUGGUAUUAAUUAGUAUGCACCUAAUAUAUUUUAUCGUGAGUUACAAUAUUGAGCUGAAAAUUACAUCUGUUUUUAAUCUUUCAAGUUU
This is a messenger RNA of Vollenhovia emeryi, 6467 nucleotides long. Its product is annotated as UHRF1-binding protein 1-like. NCBI's taxonomy places the organism in Eukaryota, Metazoa, Arthropoda, Insecta, Hymenoptera, Formicidae. The transcript is spliced from 18 exons. The record is from RefSeq and is a predicted model, not a curated record. Bases 36 to 4310 code for a protein of 1424 amino acids.